Molecule: messenger RNA, 701 nt
Organism: Gadus morhua (Atlantic cod)
Lineage: Eukaryota; Metazoa; Chordata; Actinopteri; Gadiformes; Gadidae
Product: arginine-hydroxylase NDUFAF5, mitochondrial-like
Exons: 5
Coding region: 35-592 (185 amino acids)
Biological process (GO): mitochondrial respiratory chain complex I assembly
Cellular component (GO): mitochondrion
Source: RefSeq, a predicted model, not a curated record
CCUUGGAGGGUAAAUCACUCAAGGAUUGAGGUUGAUGUCAGAGAUUGCUGGCGUGCACAAGAUGAAGGUCUACGGCUGGAUAGCAGUGGCUGUGUUGCUCGUUCAGGCUCAACAAGGGUCCCCUUCCAAGGUGCACGUGUCUGAAGGGAAAACGGUGGAGCUCAAGUGUCCUCACGCCUCUGCACUCCCCCCGGUCCACUGGGAGAUAAAUGUGAAUGGGAUCCUGGUCUCCCCGCUGGACCACAACGAGGACGGACACUUCAGCCUGGCCGCGGACAACCGCACUCUGACGGUGCAGCGGGCGCGAGCAGAACACAGCGGCCUGUACCACUGCCAGGGGAUGGGUGAGAGUAACUGUGCGUGGAACAGGAAGUCCGUCCUCCACAGAGACUCCAUGCUGGCGGCGGCGGUCAUCUACCAAGAGAUGUACGGCCACCCAGACGGCGGCGUCCCCGCCACCUUCCACGUCCUCUACAUGAUUGGCUGGAAGCCUCACGAGUCCCAGGCCCGGCCGGCAAAGCGAGGGUCCGCUACGGUGUCGUUCAGCGACCUGACCCAGGUGGGCCGCACCGUCACCAAGGAGACGCCGUAGAGACGCCGGACCCCGGCCAGAACAUUCUAUUCAUGUUAUAAUAAUGUACAUAGUGUGGGAUUUAAAGUGUUGGCCUUUUUAAAGAUGAACCCCAAUAAACAAGCUUUGA